Molecule: messenger RNA, 517 nt
Organism: Prunus mume (Japanese apricot)
Lineage: Eukaryota; Viridiplantae; Streptophyta; Magnoliopsida; Rosales; Rosaceae
Source: RefSeq, a predicted model, not a curated record
GUAGAAAAUUCCAAAGAUGCUUGUGAUGGAAUAUGGAGAUUUAAUGGCGGACAAAAUAUUCCUUGAGGUUCCAGAUGGUGCAGUUUGGCCAGUAAAACUGACUAGGCCCUGCAACGGAGAGAUUUGGCUGCAAAAGGGAUGGCCAGAAUUCGCGAAAUUUUACUCCCUGAAGCAUGGUUGCUUGUUAUUCUUCAGAUAUGGAGGGGAACAUUCCCAUUUCAGAGUUCGCAUUUUCAUGAGAAAUACUCUAGAGAUGAAGUAUUUCAGUUCAAGCACUGAUGAUGAAGCUGAAGGCAAUUCCAAUCCAAGUAGUGAAACCGAAGGUCAAGGAAAUAAGCAUGACAGGGAUUUAGCAUUGAGAACUUUUGCGAAGACAGAACUUGAAGAUUUAGCAUACUCAAAAGCUUUAAGCUUCAAAUCUAACAAUCCAUUUUUGUGUGAUGAAAAUGCAUCUAUCAUACUUAUCAACUCACCUGGUAAGCAACCCUAAUGAGGUUAGGAGAGAAAUGAGCUGGAC